AUGAUGUUGCACCAUACUUCAAGACUGAACCAGGCUUGCCCCAGAUACACUUGGAAGGAAAUCGACUCGUACUUACGUGCCUUGCCGAAGGCAGCUGGCCCUUGGAAUUUAAGUGGUUACACAAUGACAGUGAAAUAACCACCUACUCCAGUGAAUAUAAGUACAUCGUCCCAGCUUUGCAGAGGUCUGAUGCUGGGUUUUAUCGGUGUGUCGUACGGAACAGGAUGGGGGCGUUGCUGCAGAGGAGAUCUGAAGUUCAAGUGGCAUACAUGGGAAAUUUCAUGGACACGAACCAGAAAAAAACAGUGACUCAAGGACAAGCUGCAGUUCUAAACUUCCUGCACAUACUCAGCUAUCCAAGACCACAAGUGACAUGGUUCAGAGACGGGCACAAGAUUAUACCAAGCAGCAGAAUAGCCAUCACACUGGAGAACCAGCUGGUGAUCCUCGCAACAUCAGCGACGGACGCAGGACGCUAUUAUGUCCAGGCGGUCAAUGAAAAGAAUGGAGAGAACAAGACAAGUCCGUUUAUUCAUCUCAGCGUAGCAAGUGCUGGAGACCUGUCUGACACCGCGGCUCCCGUCAUCGUAAUUCCUCCUCAGAAUACCAGCGUGGUAGCAGGGAGCAGCGAAGUCACUCUGGAGUGUGUGGCCAGUGCAAGACCUCUUGAGAGACUAAGUGUGACCUGGAAGAGAAAUGGAGUAAAAAUAACCAGUGGCAUUAGCAGUUUUGGGAGACGACUCACUGUCACCAACCCAACCUCUGCCGAUGUGGGGAUGUACGUCUGUGAAGCCAAAUUGAGAGACAGCACAGAGGAACCAGCAAGAGCAAAAGCCUUCCUUUCUAUAACAGAACCACCGUACUUCACGGCUGAGCCCGAGAGCGUGAUUUUGGCUGAAGUGGAGAAGGACGUGGACAUCCUGUGCCAAGCGAUGGGUGUUCCCAUUCCCACCCUGACUUGGUAUAAGGACUCUGUUCCUCUCAGCAAGCUGGAAAACCCUCGCUACAAAGUGCUGCUGAGCGGUGGGCUCCGGAUCCAUGCGCUGCGUCCUCAGGACGCUGGAAUCUUCCAGUGUUUUGCGAGUAAUAAAGCUGGGGAGAUCCAGACGUACACCUACCUGGAUGUGACUAACAUUAAACCAGCAUUUAUCCAGCCUCCCGAGGACACUACGGUUACAGAGGGGAUGACCGCAGUGCUAACCUGUGAAGUUUCAGGGGCUCCAAAACCUGCCAUCUCCUGGAAGAAAGGAAACCAGACCUUAGCCAGUGGCUCAGUUCAGAUCCCUCGGUUCAUCCUGCUUGAGUCUGGAGGGCUCCAGAUAACACCCGUUUUCCUCCAGGAUGCCGGCAAUUAUACGUGCUGUGCAGUCAACUCUGAAGGAGCUCUGAACGCUUUUGUGAUGCUGACAGUGUGGAACCGCACUUUCAUUGUUCGCCCUCCUGAGGAUAGCACUGUGAUCAAAGGAACCACGGCCGCUCUGCGAUGUGAAGCGACUCAUGAUCCUAGAAUUUCAAUCAGGUAUGUUUGGAAGAAGGACAAUGUUGUAAUAAAUCCAUCCAGCAGUUCCAGGAUCACAGUAGAGAAAGAUGGAACCCUCCUCAUCAGCCAAACGUGGUCGGGUGACAUUGGAGACUACACUUGUGAGGUCAUUUCUUCCGGAGGAAAUGACUCGAGAAUGGCUCGACUAGAAGUGAUUGAGCUGCCUCAUUCCCCUCAGAAUCUCGUGGCCGCUCUAAAUUCCUCGUACAGCCGCAGCGUGAUGCUCUCCUGGGUGCGCCCCUUUGAUGGGAACAGCCCUCUUCUCUACUACAUGGUGGAGCUCUCUGAGAACAAUUCUCCCUGGAAGGUUCAUCUAUCAAACCUUGACCCAAAGAUGACCGGUGUCACUGUGAGCGGACUGACUCCAGCCCGAACCUACCAGUUCAGGGUGUGUGCGGUUAACCAGGUGGGCAAGGGCCAGUACAGCUCCGAGACCAGCAGGUUGAUGCUACCUGAGGAGCCCCCCAGUGCCCCACCUAAAAACAUAGUGGCCAGUGGACGCACCAAUCAGUCCAUCAUGGUCCAGUGGCAACCUCCUCCUGAGAGUGAGCACAAUGGAGUUCUUCAUGGGUACAUCCUAAGGUAUCGCCUGGCCGGCCUCCCUGGAGAAUACCAGUAUAAGAACAUCACCAGUGCAGAAAUUAACUACUGCUUAGUGAAAGACCUGAUCAUUUGGACCCAGUAUGAAAUCCAGGUGGCGUCUUACAAUGGAGCUGGGCUGGGAGCAUUCAGCAGACCUGUGACAGAGUACACGUUACAGGGAGUUCCUACAGCCCCACCGCAGAACGUGCAAGUCGAAGCUGUGAACUCCACAACCAUCCAGUUCCUCUGGAACCCUCCGCCCCAACAGUUCAUCAAUGGAAUUAACCAAGGAUACAAGCUUCUAGCGUGGCCAGUGGAUGCUCCAGAGACUGUGACUGUGGUCACCAUCGCUCCAGAUUUUCAUGGGGUUCAUAGUGGCUGCAUCACCAACCUGAAGAAAUACACCACUUACUACACGUCGGUUCUGUGUUUCACCACACCUGGAGAUGGACCACGAAGCACACCGCAGCUCCUGCGCACCCUUGAAGACAAGCCCGGAGCGGUGGGACACCUGAGUUUCACUGAGAUUCUGGACACGUCUCUCAAGGUCAGCUGGCAAGAACCUGUAGAGAAAAAUGGCAUCAUUAUAGGGUACCAGAUCUCCUGGGAGGUGUAUGGCAGGAAUGAAUCACGUCUUGCCCGCACGCUAUCCAACACAACGCUGGAGUACAAGAUCACGGGGUUGUCGUCUCUCACCACCUACACCAUCGAGGUGGCAGCCGUGACCGCAAAAGGCAGCGGAUGGGUCACGUCCUCCACCAUCUCUUCUGGUGUGCCCCCAGAACUCCCAGGUGCUCCAUCCAACCUGGUGAUUUCCAACAUCAGCCCUCGCUCCGCCACGCUCCAGUUCCGGCCGGGGUAUGACGGCAAAACCUCCAUCUCCAAGUGGAUAGUCGAAGGGCAGGUUGGGGUACUGGGGGAUGAAGAGGAGUGGGUGACUCUUCGUGAGGUGGAGAAUGAACCUGAUGCUCAGAUGCUGGAGGUACCGAACCUUACUCCUUACACUCAUUACAGGUUCCGGAUGCGGCAGGUGAACGUGGUGGGUCCCAGCCCGCUCAGCCAGCCCUCCCGUGUCAUCCAGACGCUGCAGGCUCCGCCAGACGUGUCCCCUGGGAGCGUCACCGUGCGCACGGCCAGCGAGACCAGCCUGUGGCUGCGAUGGCCCCUCCCUGACACCCAGUAUAAUGGCAACCCAGAGUCCGUGGGGUACAGGAUAAAGUUGUGGCGUGUGGACCUGCAGUCUGCUGCCCUGAUGAAGGUUAUUAAUGACCGACUGGAAAGAGAGUACACGAUUGAAGAUCUGGAGGAGUGGACGGAGUAUGAACUGCAGAUCCAGGCUUUCAAUGCCAUCGGGGCAGGACCAUGGAGCGAAGUAGUGAGAGGUCGGACGCGGGAGUCGGUUCCCUCUGCUCCUCCUGAGAACGUCUCUGCUGAAGCCGUGAGUUCAACCCAGAUCCUCCUGACAUGGACAGCGGUCCCCGAGUCCGAGCAGAAUGGUCUCAUCCUGGGUUACAAGAUACUUUUCAAAGCAAAAGAUUUGGACUCUGAACCAAAGAGCCAAAUAGUCCGAGGUAACCACACUCAGUCGUUCCUGCUGUCUGGCUUGCGGAAAUACGUGCUCUAUGAGAUCCAGGUGUUGGCAUUCACGCGGAUCGGAGAUGGAGUCCCCAGCUCUCCUGCAGUGAUAGAAAGAACCAAGGAUGAUGCCCCCGGGCCACCCGUGAGGCUGGUGUUCCCCGAGGUGAGGCUGACAUCCGUACGGAUUGUUUGGCAGCCGCCGGAGGAGCCCAACGGAAUUAUUCUGGGGUACCAGAUCGCCUACCGUCUGGCCAGCAGCAGCCCCAACAAGUUCACGACGGUGGAGGUUGGCUCGACGGUCCGGCAGUUUACGGCUACAGAUCUUGCCCCUGAGUCAGCGUACAUCUUUCGGACAUCUGCCAAGACCAGGCAGGGCUGGGGGGAGCCUCUGGAAGCCACAGUGAUCACAACAGAAAAAAGAGAACGACCAGCACCUCCCAGACAGCUGAUGACCCCCCAGGGCAAUGUGUCAUCACGGAGUCUGCUGUUGAAGUGGGUCCCCGGAAGCGAUGGAUCUUCACCCAUCCGAUAUUUUACAGUACAAGUGCGAGAACUGCCAAACGGAGACUGGCAAACCUACUCCUCUUCCAUCAGCCACGAGGCAACAUCCUGCAUUAUUGAAAGCUUAAACCCAUUCACCUCUUACAAACUGCGAGUGAGAGCAACCAACGACAUCGGAGACAGCGACUUCAGUGCAGAGACCGAAGCAGUGACAACCCUGCAGGAUGUUCCAGGUGAACCACCCAGUUCUGUGUCAGUAACUCCCCACACAACUUCCUCUGUCCUUGUGCAGUGGCAGCCACCCAAAGCUGAGAGUCUCAAUGGCUUGCUGUUGGGAUACCGGAUCUACUACCGGGAGCUGGAUUACGACGCUGGAGUUGGAACAGAAUCCAAAACCAUCCCGAACCCUUCACCUUUAAGAGCAGAGCUCACACCCCAAAGCAGCUUCAAGACAGUGAACAGCAGCUCUGCAUUAACGACAUAUGAAUUAACACAGUUGAAAAAAUACAAGAGGUAUGAAGUACUAAUGACAGCAUAUAAUGUAAUUGGUGAGAGCCCUACCAGCACACCAGUGGAAGUGUUUGUGGGUGAAGCAGCACCAGCGCUGGCCCCACAAAAUAUCCAAGUCAACUCCCUUUCUGCAAGCCAGCUGGAGCUCACCUGGGACCCCCCUCCUGCUGACAGCCAGAAUGGGAACAUCCAAGGCUACAAGAUUUAUUAUUGGGAGAGUGACACCCAAAAUGACACAGAGAAAGUGAAGGUCCUUUUCCUCCCGGAGACGACCAUCCGGCUCAAAAACCUGACCAGCCACACACAGUACAUGGUCUGCAUCUCUGCCUUCAACGCAGCCGGGGAUGGCCCCCGGAGCAGCCCCUCGCAGGGCAGGACGCACCAGGCGGCACCCAGUGCCCCCAGCUUCUUGGCGUUCUCUGAAAUCACUUGCACUACACUCAAUGUGUCUUGGGGCGAGCCGACAGCAGCAAAUGGAGUCCUGCAGGGUUAUCGAGUAGUCUAUGAGCCUUUGGCUCCCAUCCAGGGGGUGAGUAAGGUGGUGACCGUGGAUAUUAAAGGGAACUGGCAACGCUGGCUGAAGGUCCGAGAUCUCACCAAGGGCAUGACCUAUUUAUUCCGAGUGCAAGCCCGAACCAUUGCCUAUGGACCUGAAGUGCAAGCCAACGUCACAGCUGGGCCAGCAGAAGGGUCUCCUGGCUCCCCUCAGGAAAUUCUGGUGACGAAGUCUGCUUCUGGGCUGACGCUGCAAUGGACCGAAGGAGAUUCAGGAGAAAAACCCACAACUGGUUACAUUAUAGAGGCACGACCCUCAGAUGAAGGACUGUGGGAUAUGUUUGUGAAGGACAUCCCUCGCAGCGCUACCUCCUACACAGUCGGCCUGGACAAACUCAGACAGGGUGUGACCUACGAAUUUCGGGUGGUGGCUGUCAACGAAUUUGGCUAUGGAGAGCCAAGUGUUCCUUCUGUGGCAGUAUCAGCACAAACAGAAGCUCCUUUCUAUGAGGAGUGGUGGUUUCUGCUGGUGAUGGCUCUCUCAAGUCUGAUCCUCAUCCUCCUGGUGGUGUUUGCAUUGGUCCUGCAUGGCCAGAGCAAGAAGUACAAGAACUGCAGCACAGGUAAGACCAUCUCCAACGUGGAAGAGUCGGUCACCCUGGAUAACGGAGGCUUCACAGCUCUGGAGCUCAACAGCAGACACCUGAACAUCAAGAGCACCUUCUCAAAGAAGAAUGGAACCAGGUCUCCUCCUCGCCCAAGCCCCGGGGGGCUGCACUACUCUGAUGAGGAUAUCUGCAACAAGUACAACGGAGCUGUGCUGACCGAGGGCUUGGGCCUGAACGAGAAGCCCUUAGAAGUGUCGGAGUCUGAGGCCACUGACUCGGAUUAUGAAGAUGAGUUGCCAAAGCACUCCUUUGUGAACCAUUACAUGAGCGACCCCACGUACUACAACUCAUGGAAGCGGCAGCAGAAGGAGGUGAAGCACCCAGCAUCCUAUCGAUACGAGGAGUGUGCCGCCAGCGAGACAGAACCCUAUUUCCAGACUGUCAUCACGACACAGAGCUCAGGAGGGGUGUACACCCCAACGGGACAGCCUGCGCCCGGCUCCCGGACUCCAGUGACAGGGUUCUCCUCCUUUGUCUGAAAUGGGGCUG
Messenger RNA from Pterocles gutturalis (yellow-throated sandgrouse), 6363 nucleotides. RefSeq names its product sidekick cell adhesion molecule 1 (gene SDK1). NCBI's taxonomy places the organism in Eukaryota, Metazoa, Chordata, Aves, Pterocliformes, Pteroclidae. Gene Ontology annotation, molecular function: protein binding. The transcript has 44 exons. The record is from RefSeq and is a predicted model, not a curated record. The annotation marks the transcript as partial.